GUUAUUGAUGACGUCACAGGGAGACUUCUGCAACAGGAAGCUUGAUUGUGCAAUAUUUUUUGCACGAUGGCGGAGUCGUUGAUGGGAAGCAGUGAUUCAGGUGAUGAGACACCACAGUUCACUGAGGAAGAGAUCGAACAAGCCUUCUCGUACUUUCCCACUCCGGAGUUCUGGACAGACGAGGAUAAUCUUGACAUGCUCCAGGCAAUUCUAGAUUUCAAGUUCAAUGCCUAUCCAGGGAGUGAGUUUGAAGCAGAUGUUGAGUAUUACAGGAAUUCCAGGCUUGUGGUCUAUUGUUUGGUUUGUAGUAAUGUGGAACUUAGGUCCUAUGAACAUUUUAGCACUCAUGUUGAUGGAAAACCACACAAGAAGAAGGCUGCUAGGUCAGGGUGUGAAGGCACCUACACUACCUUGAAAACCUUGACCCUGCUCCCAAUUUCCAAAGCUAAAAUGACAUAUGAAGAAGGCACCUUAGAGUAUGAACUUCAAAGAUCUAGUGUUCCAGUUAUUGGCAUGGGAUUUGUGUUUAAAGAGAAAUUCAGAGGGAAAAUGGUAUACUCCUGUCAGCUGUGUAUAGAACCCCGUCUUGACCACAAGGAAAUGUUUAAGCAUUUGACUGGCAAUAGCCAUGCCAUGGAAUAUCUUGCCGUAAAAUUUCAGAAAAAGGUGUCACUAGCAAACCUGUCAGCUGAGAGAGCUCGUGUAUAUGAAUGUGAGGGCGGUGUCAAUUUCAGCAUUAUAGAUUUCACCAGCCAUUUGCCAGAAGGAAUGCAAGAAUCUUGCGAGAGUGGCUCAACACUCAGCACACCAAGGGUUAGUCGACUUUCACUAAAGAAUAGAUCAAAGAAGGAUUAAGGAUGGGAUACAAAUGCAUAUUGGAAAAAUGGAGAUGCAUUUAUUUUCUCAUUUUCCCCAUUGUGUUUUAUUAUUACUUCUUCAUCAUUUUCAUAUUUUUACCUCUCCUUAAGGAAAAGCAUAAUUUGCUCCUAUUGAUUUUUUAAAUAUUAAUUCAUGAGGCACUUGAUCUUCCCCAGAGUUUUAGAUUAUUUCAUUUUACUAUAGAUUUGUUUUAAUUUUCACUCUUAAAGGAAAAUGUUUUGUUUGAAAGGAAUUCAUUCUUUUAACCCAAUGUUGGAAACAUGUAAUGUUCACUGUAGUUUUGUUUUGUGAGCUGUUACACUUGGAUGGCUCCACAAGUGCUCAGCCACCAAGGAAUUGACUAGACAUCUUCAAGUCUGAGUUACCUUUUUGUGUUUUGUGUAUUUUAUUUUUGUUUUCCCUCUUAAUAUCAGUGUUAUUAUUGUUAUUAGCAUUAUGGUUAUUAUAAUAUUAUUAUUUAAACUUAUUGUAAUAUACAAUGGGAAAUAAUAUUUCUGAAAAUCAAAGAGUAAACAGGUGAGAUACGUAUUACUAGUGAUUGACUUGUGGAGCUGUCUAUGUGUAAAUACAAUAUUUAAACUAAAGUCAAGGUUUUACAUUUUUUUCUUUGUUUUUUGUCUUUUUAUUUUUUUGCUAUUCUUCAAAUUAUCAUUUUAGAUUACACAUAUUUUUUUGCAUAAUUAUAUACUACUGGAUAAGUCAGAGUAGUAAGUGCAGUUUAAAUAUAUUUCAGUAGGACUUUACAGUGUUCCUAUUAUGGCAUUGGUAGUUAGUUGUAAGAUCCAUUAUUGAAGAAUUUUCAUGCAUGAGGUGAUUGCAUUUUCUUCUUCUUCUUCUUCUUCUUCUUCUGCUUCUUUUUUUUCUUUUCUUUUUUUUACAUUACUUUGUGAAAACUUAGUUCUGUUCAUAUUUUUUUCUAAAGGAUAGAAUACUAUGUUUUUUCUAGUGUUAAAAUUAAUUACUGAGUUCCAUCACAUCACAGUGAAAUCUGUGAAUCUUUAAUAUAUUAAGAGUUGAAUAAUAUUUUACUGUUACAUUAUUGCCACAUAUAAAGUGUCAGAUUUAGAUACUGAGACUGAGAAGCAGCAAAUGUGUUUUGUGAUUGUUUGUAUUUUUAAAUAAUAAUGGAUUUGAAAUUAGU
Molecule: messenger RNA, 2020 nt
Organism: Penaeus chinensis
Lineage: Eukaryota; Metazoa; Arthropoda; Malacostraca; Decapoda; Penaeidae
Exons: 10
Coding region: 67-855 (262 amino acids)
Source: RefSeq, a predicted model, not a curated record